Messenger RNA from Anisakis simplex (herring worm), 354 nucleotides. The record is from the annotation of a GenBank genome assembly. Lineage: Eukaryota; Metazoa; Nematoda; Chromadorea; Rhabditida; Anisakidae.
AUGGCAGCCGAACUGACAUCACCAACAACACCGCCAUUCACCGUUCGUCACCAUAAAAUUUACUGUCAGUUACCCGGCUGCAGCAGGCGAGCCACCCCAUUUGCGACGGUGGCCGCCUGGAAGACUCACGUCAGAAGGGCUAACUGCCAUAAUACUAACAAUUUAUGCACCUGGUGCGGGCAUAAUGUCAACAUGCCCGACGGCCUCUCGGCGAGGCAGGUGACGAUACGCAUGGACGCGCAUCGCGCCGAGAGAUGCGCUUCGGCCCCCAAAAAGAUCCUGGGGGCACGCAUUGAGACCGCCGAACGCCUCAGGGAGCUCGGCCGUGAUUAUUCAUACAUCGCGGUCCCCUGA